Molecule: messenger RNA, 1431 nt
Organism: Drosophila bipectinata
Lineage: Eukaryota; Metazoa; Arthropoda; Insecta; Diptera; Drosophilidae
Source: RefSeq, a predicted model, not a curated record
AUGGAAAACAGACCACCCUACGAACUCUUCCGAAAACUUGAUCUACAAUUUCAAUUGUCGGACUUUCUUCUGGUUAUCGACAACGAAAUGGAGGAAACUAAAUGGAAGCACUUUAUAGACUUUGCCUUUAAACUGGGCUACAUUAAGAUCCUGAUUCAUUCUACUUUGAGUGGCCGUUCGUACGACAAACUACUGUUUCCCAACCUGAGGCUGAGAUCCACCACUGCAAAGGACUAUGCAGGCUUUCGCGAUUCCUUUGGGAAUCUGAAUCGCUAUCCUGUACGAGUGGCGGCCUACAACAAUGUUCCUCGCAGCUUUAUUUACACGAACUUGGAGGGUAAAAUAAUACACACUGGCUAUUAUAUGAAGUUUGCCCUGGCAUUCCUCAGAUACAGGAAUGCCACAUUUGUGCCAGUGUACACAGGAAGUGAUUCGCCACAGAACUGCACCCUGGCCAUUAAAACUAAUAAAGUUGACAUGUGUGCAGAUGCUCUGUCCAAAAAUCCAAUUUAUUUCACGGUCACCAAUGAGCUUAGAAUUGCAGCAGCGAAUGUGAUUGUGCCCCACGCCAAGCCCCUUCUACUUUAUCGAUAUUUGACGGCUCCUUUCAAGACCAGUGUUUGGCUUUGUUUGGCGAUUUAUGUCAUCCUGAUUGCAGGAUUCAUGAGCCUGAUUCACAGGGCGAGAAUCGGAAGAUGGGACUUUAGCAGACAACUUCUGGAAGUAUUCAACUCCUUGUUGUUUGGGGCCUUCAAGCUGGCGACUAUUUUCGGAGGUGAGAGAUACAUCCUCUUUGGAAUUCUGUUCAUUGCUGGUUUUGUGUACUCCACUGAGUACUCGGGACUGCUUAAAAGUAUGAUGAUCUCUGAGGUGUUUGAAAGUGAGAUAACAACGUUCGAAGAACUGGCGGAAAGACGUAUUCCCGUCCUCAUUGAUCCCUACGAUCGGGCCCUGUUCGAAAGGCACUAUAUGCCGGAUAUCCUUCGGUCUGUAGUUAAGACUGUUCCAUCGGAAACUUUAGUCAAACAUCGCAAUAAUCUGGAUCAAAACUACGCCUAUGUUCUGUUUCCCGAUCGCUGGGGAAUGUUUGAAUAUGCUCAACACUAUCUGAGACAUCCAAAAUUCCGACGGAUUCAAAUCGAUUUCUGCUUUUUGUUUGCCGGGUUUCCCAUGAGGAAUACUUGGUUCUUGAAACAUCAUCUAAGCAGAUCUCUGUAUAAUGGUUUCGAGUCAGGACUGUUGGAUAAAAUGCAAUUCGAUUCGUACCGGGAGGCUGUGAGUCAAGGAUACUUGAACUACACAGUGACGGAGCACCUGGAGGCAAAGCCCUUGGGCUUGAACCACUUUCUAACGACAGCGAUUGCCUUGGCUUUGGGCUACAGUCUGGCUUCGAUAAGUUUUUUAAUUGAGCUUCUGGCUUGGAAAUUUUGA